CGCACAACAACAACACCGCCACCACCACCACCACGCAGCGCACAGGCAGCCAGCGUCUCCCGGGCUCCCCGCACCUCAUCCCCUCCGUGUCGCCCGGCGGCGGAGCCAUGCAUCCUCCGCUCUCACGCAGCGCGCACACGAGACGCUAAAGAGAACUCCGCUCUGGUCGACACCCACCACCACCAACAACCUCCACAACCACCAUCAACCUCCAGCACCGCUGCUUGAGAAGUCUUCUCCAUCGUCAUCGUCCGCGCCGACACCCUCUGCUCAGUGGCGCGGUCGUUUGCGUUGUUGGCCGCGCCUCUUCGCGCUGCUCGGUCGCAAACCGGCAUCGUCGGCUGCUGAUUUGUGGGAGAAGAAGAAGCAGCAGAAGCAGCGGCAGGACGAGGAGGAGAAGAAGGAGAGCGCUAAAGCAGCAGGGGGACACAAAAGAAUCGGGAGGGGAGGGAAAGUGAAAAUUGUCGCCGCUCUUGGAGCUGCUGCAGUUGGCGUGGGGAUUGUCGCGAUUUGCACGCUCCGGGUCCGAGUGUUUGGUUAUUCCGGAAGCGUAAACUUUGUUAUUUGUGCAAAGAACUAAAGAUUAUUGUUCAUUUGUAGUCACUUCGGCUUACCUCCUGCUCCUCAACACCAGCACCACCAUCAUUGUUAGGCGCUCUGGAGUCGAGGAGAAGUUUGUCAACCGAAAGGAAUCUACUGAUCAUCCUCAUUCAUCUCCAUCAUCCUCCUCUGCCUGCCCACGUGGGGACACUUCGCUUGUGAUCUCUCCGCCUGCUACAUUCUUCCCAUAAGUCGCCAUCGUCGUCAUCCUCAUCACCGUAAUCAUCAGCAGCAGUAUCAGCAGCAGUAUCAGCAGGACCUCUUCGUCUCUCUCGCCCGUGGGCCGUCACGAUGGAGACGGUCAUUGAGAAAGAGUGCGGAGCGCUGGGAGGGCUCUUCCAAGCCGUCAUGAACGACAUGAAGGUCAGUUACCCGAUCUGGGAGGACUUCAUCAGCAGAGCUUCAAAGCUGCAUUCACAGCUCAGGACAACGCUGACGGCAGCGGGAGCCUUCCUGGAGGCUUUUCAGAAGGUGGCGGACAUGGCUACAAACACGAGAGGAGCCACGAGGGAGAUCGGUUCGGCCCUCACGCGCAUGUGCAUGCGGCAUCGCAGCAUCGAGACCAAGUUGGCGCACUUCACACAAGCACUCGCCAGCAACCUGCUGGGCCCCCUGCAGGAGAAGCUGGAGGAGUGGAAGAAAACAGCGGCUCAAUUGGACAAGGACCACGCCAAGGAGUACAAGAAAGCGCGGCAGGAGAUCAAAAAGAAAUCGACAGACACCAUCCGACUGCAGAAGAAAGCCAAGAAAGAAACCUGCUGUCGAGAGGAACCCAGGGGCAUAAACAAGAGAGGCAACAGGGAGGUGCAGCCGGCACUCGACUCGGCACUGCAGGAAGUGACGGACACGUACCUCCUGCUGCAGGAGGAGGAGAAGCAGGCGGUGCGGCGCGCCCUGCUGGAGGAGCGCAGCCGCUACUGCACAUUCACGUACAUGCUGCGCGACGUGCUGACCCAUGAGGUGGCCAUGCUGGGGGACGUGACGCACCUCCAGGCCAUCCUGGACGACCUAAGCUCGCUGACCAAGGACCCGCACGCCCUGCCGCCCGCCAGCGAGCAGCUCAUCCUGGACCUGAAGGGCUCGGACUACAACUGGAGCUACCAGACGCCACCCUCCUCCCCUAGCACGUCUGGCUCUCGCAAGUCCAGCAUGUGCAGCAGCCUGAACAGCGUGACGAGCAGCGACUCGCGCUCCAGCGGCUCGCACGCACACUCGCCGAGCGCGCACUACCGCACGGGUGGACUGGCGCCGCCGGCGCAGGCGCCGUUGCGCCUCUCCUCCGUCUCGUCAGACUCGGGAUUUACCUCCCAGGACACCGUCUACUCGAAGCCGCCCUCGCCCAUGUUUGGCCAGCUGGCCCAGAAGUCCAUGAGCCUGGCCGCGGAGUCUUCUGCCAAUGAGGGCAGUUUACCGGCCUCGGCACUGCCCCAGCAGCAGCUCUCAUGCCAUGAUCCUCCGCGCUCAUCCCACAGUGCCUGCUUCUCCUUCCCUCCACUCCCGUGUGACGCCCUCCCGGUCACUAACCUCAGGCCGACCCCCCACCCCUCCAGCCCUGCCCGUGCCUGUCACCCCCAUAACCCCACCGCUAAUAAGCACCCACCCCCACGGCUCAACGACUCCCCGCCGCUCUCCCCUCUCCCCCUCUCCUCCCAGGUCCCCAGCUGGAAGGACUGGGUGAAGCCGGGACCCUACGACCUGCAGGUGGCAAACACUCUGGCGCGGCGGAGCGAAUCCAACGAGAGGCCCGCGCCGAUGACCAUGCCAGCAGAGAUGGUGGCACCGCCCACACCAGGAGUGUCCGCUGGGCCAAUCAUGCCAGGGCCUGUCCACAAGGCACCGGGGGACAUGGCGCGGGCGAUGCUGGCCCAGAGCCUCCUCUCGGGGGGCUCCCAGAAGAGCAGCCAGGAGACGCUGCCCUGCUCCAGCGGCUACGGCAGCCAGGCCUCCACUCCGCGGUCUGACGACUCCAUCUCCAUGCACGGUGGAGACUAUGGCUACUACACGAUGAAUGGCGAGAUGGACCGGGCAGCGCAGUCCGACUUUGACAAGUGCGCCACCAUCUCGCGCAGCAGCGACAUCGCGCGAGCGUACCGCCACAUGUUCCAGAACAAGCGCGGCGGCUCCGUGUCGAGCGCUGCCGCCGACUCGGCCGCCGCGGCGGGGCUGGCGGCGUGCGGCGUCGCCACGAUCCGCCGUACCCCCACGCUGCGCCGCACCGCCUCCAGCGGCGGCCCCAUCCCUAUCCAGACGCCAAUGAUCCCCCUCGUGCGAGGCCCCGUCGUGCCGCCCGUUCACGGGGGCGGCACGACGGGUCGGGGCGGCGGCGGCGGUGGUCGUGGAGGCCGGGAGCAGCAACAUGAUGGUGGUGGUGGUGGUUUGAUGUCGCCUAAGCACGGCAUGCUGCCCGCGCGCGCCAGCGCCUCCAGCCGCAGCGGCAGCGAGGAGCGAACGGACAGCGGCGGCAGCCCCCGGCACGUGGCGCCGCCCGGCAGGUCGUGGUCGCGCAGCGGCAGCGAGGAGGCCCUGGAGCGGAGCCUCUCGCCGAAGCGCAGCACCCCCAGCGGCAGCAGCAGCAGCACGCCGGGCACCCCCGGCACCCCGGGGCCACGCGGCUGGCAGGGCGGCAGCGGUGGCAGCAGGAGUGGCAGCGAGGAGCGUCUGGAGGAGCGGAGUCUUUCUCCCCGGCGCGGCUCGCACGGGCCCGCGCGGGGCGGCUGGUCAGCCGGGCCGCCCCCGACCUUGAUGAAACCAUCGGCCGCGGUGAUAGCGGCCGUGCAGGGAGGGGGAGGCGGCGGUGGCGGCGGCGGCGGCGGCGGCGGCGGCGGCGGCGGCGGCGGCGGCGGCGGCGGCGGUCUCCAGCGGGGCGGAUCGCAGGGCUCGUACUAUGCGCAGGCCGAGGAGGAGCAGCGCAUGGCGCAGAACUACCAGAGCAUCGCCGAGAAGCUGGAGGCACUCACGGCCGGAGCGCACGCCCUGGCCGAGGAGCAAUUUCCGCCUACCGUGCCGCCGCCCGGUGCUCUGCCCAGCUCCCUCUCCGAGGAGACGGACACGCUGGGCACAAUCCGGCGUGGCGUGAGGCUACGGCAGACGGGCUCCAGGAGCGACCGCUCGGCGCCAAUGUUCGCUUACUAUGCCCUGCUGCAGGGGGAGAAGCGGAUAAAGUGACAGUGGUAGGGAAAGCGGGGGCUAAACGAGCAGAUGGGGUGGACAGAUCGGAUGAAGAGUUUAACGAAGGCAAGACAUGAUGUGAAGGAGAGAGAGGCACAGAAAGAGAUUGUUACUGGAGGAGGAAUUGAGCGGAUAUGCGGAAGAUGUUUCCAAGCGACGGGUAUGUCGGUGAAACUUUGUAGAGGCCCCUUUUGUGCACUUUUGUGCAGUGUUUUAAGGAAGGACCCUGAAAAAGGCCUGCACUGGGGUUACCCAUCAAAUUUGUUAGCGUGUGAACAUUCAUCCUGUCUUGCAUAACUUAACCCACGUGAUUUUGAGCAACAUGCAUUUUACGGCUUUCAAUAUUUUUUACUUUUAAAUUUGUGGCGAGACAGCUCCUAAAGUUUUAUCCUCCUAGAGAGGGAGGUCUGUUGAAAAUGAAAGCCAUAGGAGUGGGUUUUAGAAGCCAAAAUUCUGACCGAUUUACUUGAGGUGGCUAAUUAUUAACGAGUGGAGUUUACUUUCAUUGAGGCCAAGUAUCCAUAGACAGCGUCUCCAAAAUGGAGGCAUGAAUUUUGUAUUGUUAGUUUUUUUCGUGAUUUAAAACUAUAUUAAUACAACAAUGUAAUGCAGCAAAUACAAGCGAUGUAGAUAUAUAAAAUGAGUGAACGUGGCUUCGGAAGCGCACGUAAUCUAACACCACAACCUCAUGCGCACUAUUAAAAUAAUUAUUGCAGUGGCAUGAAUCACGAUUUUUCAAAUGUCAACGGACAGCUGAAAAUACUCGCGGCACGUCUGGAAAUGAAAUUGCAUCGAGAGUAAAUGGCUUUAUUACUUCAAUAUUGACGUGCCGUCAAAUUACCGCAGCAUUCCCAAUCCCAGUAGUGUUUGCAACCACCUCCAUUUUUCCCCUCCGACUCCACCCAGCGAACCUUCAUGACCCCUUGCAGAGACUCGGUGCUGAACGGGCACAUACACAUUGGUGUGCAGCCCUCGGUCGAUCCACUGCAGGACGAGGGUCUCUCUGCGCCGUGAGACUCUUGGGGGUUAGGGUUAACCGUACUUCAGCGCAUGCCGGUCACUGUGGGUUGGUGAAGGCAGGGAGCAUUGAAGUGCAGUGGAACAAUUGAAUUUACUUCACUGCCCUCUGCUGCCAACAACAUAGCUCCGCGUACGCCUUGUACAGUUUAAACGACGAAGGUGCACAUCGUAGUGGGCGAUUCAGAUAUUGGGAAAUUGAGGAGAGAUUGGAUUGACUGUGUAUAUGUGUGUGUGAGACAAAUAGUGGAAUUUCAUCGAUAGUACCUUGUGGAUUCUCGAAAAUGACCUAAUAAAUGUCAGCCGGUCAGUCAAGUUAAUGCAAACGUGCAUAGGGAAUGGCUGAAAUAUGUGCAUUUCAUCAAUGAUGUAGAGUUUCGGUGUGAAUAUUAUGCCAAAAGCGAACGUUCUUCUCAAGCAUGAUUUAUUUAUUCAUUUUGUUGCUCGUUAUUUUUUAAAUGGGGACCACGCGCAGUGGCUGAGGUGUUGUGUGCUGGCCGGAUGUCGCCCGUGACAAACCACGGCGAUAAACACACGGAUAGCGUGCGCCGAGUAACAGCAUGCGAUGACCGUUCCUGUAAUAGCCUGAAAUAACAGUUACGUGUGUUGAUGCUGUCUCAGUAUUAUAAAUUGACAAAGGUUGAGUAUUCCUAGGUUUAACUCUUUACGAAUGCAAUCGGUUGGUGUUUGUAAAGUGAAUUGCACAAAUCUCACUCCUUGUGGCGGUUAGCACAAAUAUUUUGAAAAUAACUUAAAAUUUUUGUUCAGGGAUUCUACUCUAGUGAUUUUAUUUUCGUAAAAAAUGAUGACGGUUUUUCUAUUUUCUCUGGCACACAACUGAGAUACUUUUUAUUGCAUAUAAAAACACGUGUGGCUAAUGUGUCACUGAAAACAGGCCUCGGUAUAUUUCUUUUCUGUUUUGGCAUUUUAUGGACACACACACGUAUAUAAUAAUAAUAAAAGGGUGGUCAAAAUGUUUUAAGAACGAAAUGCAAAAAAUUACUGGGGUCAGAUAAAACUGCUUUGACAGCAGCAUUUAGCAUUAAUAUCUGUCUUCGUGUAUCUCGGCAUCAAAUCGGUUAGAUGAAUCAUUAUAUAAUUAUACAUGGUAUAGAUAUAUUUUUAAAAUGUUUAGUAAAAAAAAUCUCUAAGACAAAUACCCUUAAACGUUUAUUUUGAACAUUGUUCUGAAAACACUUUGACCACCUCUUGCGUGUAUAUUUGUUACAUGUACGCGUGCAUAUAUGUAUUUGUUAAUACAUAUGCAUACAGUAUAUCGUUUAGGAAUUUGUCUCUCGUGUGUACAUUUACGUUGGUUAGUGCUGGAUCACCUUGGACAUGUAAGUAGACUCUGCCAUCCUCUUCUAUGAGCCAGAAUUGUGUUUGCGCGUUGUCACAUGCUCCGUACAUAGCCCCAGAGGAACACGCGGACUAACCCCCAGGGGGGGGCCCGUGUGCGUGCUGUGAGCCUGCAAGUUUUUCACGAACACAUCUUCCGAAGAAGAAAAAAACUGCACUACAUUGUCCCUCCUCUGAGCCUUAACUUGAGUUGCCUGUUGAAAUACUGUGUGGCAUUUAACCUAUUGGGCUUUAGCUGUAACUUUAUCGGAAGAGCUAAUAUAUUAACACAUGGUUCUUUUUUCAGGCUUCAUUCGAUACAUAAGUGACUUACGAACAUAUAGAAUUGUCUUACAAAUGUACUCGCGUUAAUAACUAAGAAUAUCGUAUUUUUAAAUGUAUAACCAGAGCCUGUGUUAUAACAGCCAAUUUAGUAAACGUCACAGCUCCAAGUAGUCGUCCCUUCAUUUUGAUGUGUGUCAUGUAUGGCCCCAUUUGUUAAAUUGAUUUUCACGGUAGCCUAGAGAUUGGCACAGUCUGAUUUUUGGGAAUACCCUAAUUAUAGGCCGAUAGCAAAUACCACAAAUCGCCGAUGGCAAUUUGUCAGUGGCCAGACGCCUUGACACGUUAAAGACAGUUCUCAUUUUCGUCACCCUUUUUUCAACGUAAUGACACGAAUGCACAAUCUAUUGUUUUUCGUUGCGUAAAUUUCCUCGCGAUUGGCAUCGUUGCGUGGUGCGGCCCACCGCUGCCCCCAGUUAAGAGCCAAGUCCCAGAAAUCAGACUGCUCGCCCCGUACACUUCACCCAUCGGCUCGUGUGCCAUCCGACACGGCAGGGUCCACGCAAACGGUCCUGUACCUCGAACAAAAAAACGCCCUUUUGCCAGUGGCAUAUCCAGUGGUGUUCAAACGGCUAAUGCCGGUAUGCUGUGUGAACAUGGGAAUGAGCGCGGAGAAGCUGUCGGCUUGGGAAAGGCAAAUCUCAAGCACACAAUUGAUAAUACCGAUUUUGGUAAUGCAGCAGAAUGCAACUUGUCCCAGGUGUGGAAUGUACCGCGUGGGUUGAGGGGGCCAGCCGCAGCAAGAAGGGGAAGGGGGCAGGUUGGGGGUGAAGGGAAAGAAAGGGCCCCCCUCGUAGGAUAUGCCACUUCGUCGUUUGCCGUUACGAUCUGCUGAGCGGCGAGCGGCGAAUACCAGUGUCACCUCAAACAGUUGCAGUGAAUUGUAUAUAUGUAAUAAGUAAAAUAGAAAAAAGUAAUGGUUUCAAUUUAAUUAAUUCUCUAACUAAAUGUAUAACUAGAAGGAAGUAACAUUAAGGAAAAAAAUGCUUUAAAGUUGCCUGCAUUAUGAAAUAAUUGUGAUAACCGCUUUUAAGUGUACAGUCCAGAAAGUGUCGUCACCUCGGGUGUGUUGCGUCAACUUCGGGAGUGACCGAAGCAAGUUCCACUCGGAGGUGAAGUGCGGGGUCCUGUCGUGUGCAUUUCCAUCGUGAUUGAUGUUAACACAGUGUUCCCAGGCUCACACGUGCUUGUAUUUAAAAGGCAAGUCUCUAGUGUGUUUGUGAAAAUAGUGCUUUUGUAUGACGCACUCAAUUGUUGGCCAAAUAUUCAAACCCAAGAAAUAAAGCGCUACUAUUGCACACAUUA
Lethenteron reissneri (Far Eastern brook lamprey) is the source of this 7770-nucleotide messenger RNA. RefSeq names its product protein MTSS 1-like. Gene Ontology annotation, molecular function: phospholipid binding; actin binding. Gene Ontology annotation, cellular component: cytoplasmic side of plasma membrane; actin cytoskeleton. Gene Ontology annotation, biological process: plasma membrane organization; cell projection assembly. NCBI's taxonomy places the organism in Eukaryota, Metazoa, Chordata, Hyperoartia, Petromyzontiformes, Petromyzontidae. The record is from RefSeq and is a predicted model, not a curated record.